AUGGCAAUUACCGAAACACUAAAAUCCACCACCACAGCCGCCCCCAUCACAACCGCAACCACCACGCCGCCGGCCAAACCGGUGGUUCGAAGAUUCGUUGGAGUUCGACAACGGCCCUCGGGGAGAUGGGUGGCGGAAAUUAAAGAUUCAUCUCAACGCGUUAGGUUAUGGUUAGGCACAUAUGAUACACCGGAAGAGGCUGCUCAAGCCUACGAUGAAGCGGCUCGAGCGUUGCGUGGAGAAAAUGCACGAACCAACUUUGCACCGCCGGCUAGCCCUAGUGUCCAGUCCGGUUCACCAAUGAGCGAACCGGAUGCGAAGCAAUAUGGGCUUAGCUUUUCUUCAUUGAAGGCUAAAUUGAGCAAGAACUUACAAAGUAUCAUGGCAAGGUCCAAGGAAAACAAGUCAACGAAAAGUAGAGUGAGUGAUCACUUCACUUUUGCUAGUAUUUUUCACUUCAAGAGCAACCAAUACAGGAAUUCUUCGACGGACAUGAAGAUCAACAAUGAGAAAAUUGUGUUGCCAAGUAUUGUUGUCCCUCCUGUGGUGGAUGAGAUAUCUUCUUGCACUUGGGAGAGCUCAAGUGUGGUGUCAACUAAUAGUAGUGAUUGUCUUGGGUUCUUGCAACCCGGGUUCGACUCGGACGGGUUGGAUAUGGAUCAAAUGAUGGGUUGGAUGAGUAGCCCGGAUGCUAUGAGUGGUUGUGAGGGCGAUCCGGGUUCAAGGAGCAAGAGGUUUAAGGUGUCUUCUUCUAUUUUGGUCCCCCCAACAUUUAGUGGCUCUCCUAAUAAUUAUGGUGCAACAUAA
Messenger RNA from Tripterygium wilfordii, 807 nucleotides. Its product is annotated as ethylene-responsive transcription factor RAP2-4-like. Gene Ontology annotation, biological process: regulation of DNA-templated transcription. Bases 1 to 807 code for a protein of 268 amino acids. NCBI's taxonomy places the organism in Eukaryota, Viridiplantae, Streptophyta, Magnoliopsida, Celastrales, Celastraceae. The record is from RefSeq and is a predicted model, not a curated record. The transcript has a single exon. Gene Ontology annotation, molecular function: DNA-binding transcription factor activity; DNA binding.